This is a messenger RNA of Pygocentrus nattereri (red-bellied piranha), 2612 nucleotides long. Its product is annotated as protocadherin gamma-A11-like. Gene Ontology annotation, molecular function: calcium ion binding. Gene Ontology annotation, cellular component: plasma membrane. The transcript is spliced from 2 exons. NCBI's taxonomy places the organism in Eukaryota, Metazoa, Chordata, Actinopteri, Characiformes, Serrasalmidae. Gene Ontology annotation, biological process: homophilic cell-cell adhesion. The record is from RefSeq and is a predicted model, not a curated record. Bases 168 to 2612 code for a protein of 814 amino acids.
UGGUGCAGGAGGCAGCGCCAUUGAACCUUUGUGAGGUUAUUUUCAUGUGAGCUCUGUUGGAUUUUUAACGACACAUUUCUUAAAUAUAUUUGUCCCUUCUAUAAUCUUCCACAAAACUGGAUUUUAUCGCUGGCUGUUCUGGGAGCUCCUGGUUUGGAAAGCUUAAUAUGGAAUACAGUGGAUUUACUGCUCGGUGUUUUGUGUUUGGUGUAACGUCCAUUCUCCUCUUGUUGUCGACGGUAAACGGAGAUGUGAGCUAUUCCACUCCAGAGGAGAGGAAGAUUGGGUCUGUGAUUGGGAAUCUGGCAAAAGAUCUGGGAAUAAAUGCGAAAACGUUGUCGCUGCGUAAAGCGCGUCUGGAUGUCGAUGAUGGCAGCAAACGUUACUGUGGCAUAGACAUGAAGACUGGAGACCUGAUUGUAGCCGAGAGAAUCGACAGAGAGCAGCUGUGUGGGUUCGUGACUGACUGUGCGUUAAAAUUCGAAGUGAUCCUCGAAAAUCCUCUGGAAUUACAUCGCAUUGUGGUAGAAAUCGCAGAUAUUAAUGAUAAUUCUCCAGCUUUCGCCAAGGACGUUGUUAAAUUGGAGAUCAGAGAAUCAGCCGUUAAAGGCGCUCGCUACGCUGUAAGUCAAGCCCGUGACGCAGAUAUAGGAGUGCAUGCUGUACAGAGCUACAAAUUACAGGAUAAUCGAUACUUUUCUUUCCUUUUCCAUAAUAAUCCCGGUCAGGAAAAAUAUGGCGAGCUGGUUUUAGAGAAAGAGCUGGACCGUGAACAGGAGCAGGAGGUGAGGUUGAUGCUCACCGCUAUCGAUGGAGGUAAUCCGCCUAGAUCUGCCUCUAUAGUCAUACAUGUUACUGUACUCGAUGCUAAUGAUAAUUCUCCAGUCUUCAGCCAGACAGUUUAUAAAGUGAGUCUGCGUGAAGAUUCACCAGUUGGCACCACAGUAACUACAGUGAGCGCCACUGACGCUGAUGAAGGCGCUAAUGGUCAGGUGACGUAUGAAUUCGGACAUAUGUCUGGUGACGUGCUUAAAUUAUUUACCCUUGACUCGCAAACAGGGCGUUUGAUUUUAAGUGGAAACUUAGAUUAUGAAAAACAAACGAUGUAUGAAUUAAGCAUUGAAGCUAAAGAUGGAUCAGGACUGGCUUCUUUCGCUAAAGUUGUGAUUGAUGUAGUCGAUGUUAACGACAACGCACCCACUAUACAACUAAAGUCACUCAGCAAUCCGAUUCCAGAAAACACGUCACCUGGAACUGAAGUAGGCAUUAUUAAUGUACAAGACAAGGACUCUGAGAAAAAUCGUCAGAUUCGCUGCAGCAUUCAGGGAAACGUUCCUUUUAAAUUAACACCAUCUAUUAAAAAUUAUUUCUCAAUCUCUACAUCUGGUCCACUUGACCGCGAACUCACCUCCGAGUACAACAUUACAGUUAUCGCAGUGGAUGAAGGCAGCCCACCUUUAUCCUCCUCUAAAACCUUUCAGUUAUCUGUGGCAGAUGUGAAUGACAACCCUCCUGUAUUUGAAGAGCAGUUCUACAAAGCUUAUGUAGCUGAGAACAACAAACCAGGCACCUCUAUCUGCUCUGUGACUGCGAGAGACCCAGACUGGAGGCAGAACGGCACAGUGCUGUAUUCUCUGGUGUCCAGUGAGGUCAACGGUGUUCCAGUGUCCUCAUUUUUGUCCAUCAAUGCAGACACGGGGGUGAUCCAUGCUGUGAGGUCAUUUGACUACGAGCAGUUCAGAAACUUCAAAGUCCAGGUUGUGGCCAGAGACAAUGGCUCUCCUCCCCUCAGCAGCAACGCGACUGUGAGUGUGUUCAUAACAGAUGAGAAUGAUAACUCUCCACAGAUAUUAUACCCUGCUCCAGACGGGAAGUCUUUAAUGACUGAGAUGGUCCCUAAAGCUGCUCUGUCCGGCUCUCUGGUCUCCAAGGUGAUUGCUGUGGAUGCUGACUCUGGACAGAACGCGUGGCUCUCCUAUCACAUUGUAAAGUCCACUGAUCCGGGACUUUUCAGCAUCGGUCUCCACAGUGGAGAGAUCAGGGCGCAGCGGGACAUCAGUGAAUCUGACAGCAUGAAGCAGAACCUUGUGAUCUCAGUGAAAGAUAACGGACAGCCCGCUCUCUCUACCAGCUGCUCUGUCUAUCUGCUUAUUUCUGAUAACCUCGCUGAAGUUCCAGAGCUUAAAGACAUGACUUAUGAGGAGAGCAGCUCCAAACUGACGUCAUAUUUGAUCAUCGCGCUUGUGUCCGUGUCCACCUUCUUUCUGACUUUCAUUAUCCUGAUCCUGGCUGUGAGGUUUUGCCGCAGGAGGAAGCCCAGGCUGUUGUUUGAUGGAGCGGUGGCCAUUCCCAGCGCGUACCUCCCUCCCAACUAUGCAGAGGUUGAGGGAGCUGGAACUCUCCGCAGUUCUUACAAUUAUGACGCGUAUCUGACAACAGGAUCCCACACCAGCGACUUCAAGUUCAUCAGAUCCUACAAUGACAACACCCUUCCUGCUGGUGGUACUCUGAGGAAGAGCCCGGAUGACUCUAAUAUCAUCAGUUUCUGUGAGGCAGGGGAAACGCUCGAGAUGAACUUGUUUAUUGCACACAUCAACACAUGGCAGUACUGA